CAACAAGAACAUGCCCUAGCAGUUUGUUGAUGACCGUGAAUUUCCCCUUUGCUCAUGUCAUUGCACAUUACACAUCCACGCAUAUUCUACCACCGACCAGCUCGUGCAUUCAUCCUGUCACCCACUAUCCAACUUCUUACGUCGUAUCGUUGCAUAUUCGCUUCACCCCCACCCUUGACUCCCAAUGGCACCCCACUUCAACGAACACCAGCCAUACUUUCCCAGCAACGAUCCCGAUGCCUUCGACCACGACCAGGACGAUCCCACCAACACGGAUCCCGCCGAGAGGAUGAUACACCGUGCAUUCCGACAGCAAGCUGCAGAACAACGUGCUCGAGAGGAGCGACAACGCCAACGACGUGCUCUCGAUCCCGAUGCAGAGGAGGAUGAGGAGGACUAUGAGGAAGCUGCGAGGCUGGGCGGCGGCCGGACGCCUCUUCAAGGUAUAAGGCGACACUUCACAAGCUUUGGGAAUCGCCGCGCCGACGACGAGAGUCCAUUGCUCAACGGAGUAGGCGAGGAGGAGGCACUCGCGGGUCUGCCACGCCUUGGAGAACUCGACACCGACGGACCUUCGCUGGUCGACGAAGUAGAUGACGAGAUUGCACUACGCAAUCUGCCACCCCUAGGUGAAGGCGUCGGCGACGAAACUCCAAUGGUCAAUGGCAUAGACGGAACGGCAGACGCCAUCGACACCAGUCGCCCGGGUACCCUCGACGCCGUGCCCAGAGCCAUAAACAUCGCCCGUGAAGCUCCUGUACCGAACAACACUCCACUGACAGGCAUUCGGGCCAAUCCUCCAAUUCGAGCUCCAGUCGUCGUCCCUCCUCGUUUCCACGGAAGUCCAGUCGUGCGGGGAACCAACGGCCUCACUGAGAGCGAGUAUGUUCACCAUGAAGCCGUCACGCCUUUUCCCACCGGCCGCUUUCUCACGCCCUCACCGCCGCCGUCCAGAGAAUCUCCCGGCCUCGUGAUGGCGGAUGUGCGAAGAGGGCCUAUCACCAACGGCGUGCCGGCGGAUGGCGCUGAUGACCACGAGUCUCCAGAACCACCCCGCGGGAGGACUGGGUCGAGAGAGGAUCCGAUUAUCUUGCGCGACACCCCCGAGCACAUUCUCGCGCCCGUGCCAAUUUCUCCUCGUGACGCCGGCGCGAGAGGCUAUCCCAUCGUCGCGGAGCCCGAGACGCCAGCAGCCACAACAGCCACUGCGCCCAUUCCCCCCAUCGACCCCGAAGCGCUACUGGCUGGCUGUCCUCCCGAACUUGAUGUCCUCAGCCCAGCCCAAACAGCUAUCACCGGCAUCCAACUUGCUCCCUCUCCCUCUCCCCCUCACCCAGCCAACGUCCUCGACGAUGCAAUCUUCUACAUUCCUCCUCGACGGACUCGUUCUAUAAACGACCAUCUCCGCUCGGGAGUUCCGGACGAGACGUACCGCCGCAGACCAAUCUACUGCCCGCGCCCGUCUGUUGCGCAUAGCGGUACUCCAGCAUUGCCAGCAGGUGAAGCAGAAGCCGAGUCCGUGCGGCAGCAAGCGACGCAACCGCCCGAGACGGUGCAGAGGGAGAUGUCGACUGCGAGGAGGGACACAAUGGGCGACAUUGAUGUGAGGAUGGAAGACGACAAACGGGAUGACGUAGGGGAGGGUUUGGGGGCCGGGGACAGGGAGAUGGAGGCGUGAGGCUGAUGGACAGGGGACGGGAGGGAGGAUGCGAGGCUGACGCUUGUGACACAACGCUCUUUUGAGAUACUGUAGGCUACGCGCGGCAGGGACAAACUUUCUGUAGACGACACUUGGGAUUGAAGUUGGUUUUGUGAGAGACUCUUGGACUGCGUGUAUGCGUGCCGCCUUUGAUGUUGCUUGUAUCUGAUGCGAUGGAUGUCGCAUUGUGCCGUGAUGGCUCCGUGGAAAGUGCAAGUGAGUAG
Molecule: messenger RNA, 1923 nt
Organism: Neohortaea acidophila
Lineage: Eukaryota; Fungi; Ascomycota; Dothideomycetes; Mycosphaerellales; Teratosphaeriaceae
Exons: 2
Coding region: 185-1678 (497 amino acids)
Source: RefSeq, a predicted model, not a curated record